AUGCGGGCCGGCGGUGCCGGCGGGGCCGGCGGUGUAGGCGUAGGCGGCGACGGGGGAUCAACCGAGGGCGAAGCUGGAGAAGAGCCCGUCGAGGAGCCGGGGUCAGGCGCAUGGGCUGCGCUCACUGACGGGGCUGUAGACUCAACGCGAGUAGGAGGCGCCGUGACUGCCGGUGACGAAGCGGUCAGACUGGCCGAGGAGCCUGGCGCGGCAGGCGAAGGCGUCGGGUCCGAUGCCGCGGACCCUGUAGGGGCCGCGGAGCGGGAUGAGGAGGAGGCCCCCGACGAGAGCCGACCCUCGGGGUCGGGCGCCCAGGCGCGGUAG
Aegilops tauschii subsp. strangulata is the source of this 324-nucleotide messenger RNA. Lineage: Eukaryota; Viridiplantae; Streptophyta; Magnoliopsida; Poales; Poaceae. The record is from RefSeq and is a predicted model, not a curated record.